Molecule: messenger RNA, 1089 nt
Organism: Hevea brasiliensis (rubber tree)
Lineage: Eukaryota; Viridiplantae; Streptophyta; Magnoliopsida; Malpighiales; Euphorbiaceae
Exons: 5
Coding region: 49-993 (314 amino acids)
Biological process (GO): ribosomal small subunit biogenesis
Source: RefSeq, a predicted model, not a curated record
CAUUGCGAGAGGGAAAAUUAAAAAAAAAAAAUAAAAAAGGGACGAAAAAUGAGCUCCGGUUGGAUUCUUCACCAUCUUCUUCUUCUACGGACUUCUCGCAGGUCGCUCUUCUCUUCUACUUUUUGCACCACCCAAAGACUCAUCUCUUUCUUUACCCACAAUUUCAAAACCCGGCAAUUUCAGAAUCCUCAUUAUCAUUCUCCUUCUCGUUUGCGUAGUUUCUCUCGAGAAGGACCCUUCUCUGCUGUAUACCAUUAUCCGUCUUUCUCUUCUCGGCUCUUGAACACCAGCUCUACCCAGAGUAAUGAUCAAGAGAAUGGCACCGAAGAAAACCCACUUCAAUAUGAAACAACUGAAGAGGGAGAAACAGAUGGAUGGGAAGAAGAGGAGGAAGUAGAGCCUCAAGCUGGUGAUGGUGGGGAUGGCGGUGGAGUCGUGUUGCAAGGCGUCCCAUGGGGUGAACAGGUUCUCUCUAUUGCCCGUGAGGUCUUGUUGCAGUUUGCUGAUGACCUGGAACUCUAUGCUUUCAAGACUACUCAUCGAGGAUAUGUUUAUGUGAGACUGGAUAAGCUGUCAAAUGAAUAUGGGUGUCCGAGCAUGGAGGAGCUCGAAAGCUACUGUCAAGAAUACAAGAAAAGAUUGGAGGAAGCUGGAAAACUUGGACAAAUUCCUGAUGAUUUGGCCCUUGAGGUAUCAUCUCCUGGCGCAGAGAGAAUACUAAAGGUACCAGAUGAUUUAUGUCGAUUCAAAGAAAUGCCGAUGAGAGUAUGCUAUGCAGAAGGUGCAGAGUCUAUUGGCCCAGAAAAGGAUGGAAUCUUUUUUCUGGAGUCCAUAGAGACAGAAUCAGAGAACUGUGUAUGGAAGUUGGCAGAUGUGAGAGAAAAUAGGGACCCUGAAAGUAAAGGUAGACCUUUAAGCCGUAAAAGAAGAGAUUGGAGACUAAAAUUGCCAUUCAAAAUGCAUAGACAAAUAACUUUGUAUCUUGAAUUCUGAAAUAUCACUGGCUAAAUUGUGUUUUCUGACCUACGUUUGUUAUUCGUGUUCAAAAGUUCGAUUAUGAAAUGGAAAUAUGCUGUGACAUUAGAGGUA